AUGGAUCCAAGUGCAUUGUGCACCUUUGCUUCCUAUCUGGGAGUGGAGUUUCGGUAUUUUAAGAUGUCCACCGAUUACUUGUCCCAUAAAGAAGAUUGCGUUGUUAUUGAAUUUAUGUACUUCCGUUCCCGAGAACCGGGAAUGCUUCCUGCGGUGGAAUGGAUAUCCAAACGAACUGUGAAUCUGGGCAAGUUUAUGGAGGUAAGGAAGCAGUUGGACCCAAAAGGGUAUGUCUCUAGUGGGUGGUCGGAUGGAGUGCUGGGGAUCGGCAAAGGGGUUCAAAUAUGGCGAGAUGGGUGGGCUUUAGAUGGGCUGUGCGUUUGCAAAGAAGAUCGUCAUUGCGCUCCGGACAAAGGAUUCUUGUGCAGAGCCGGGAAAAUUUGGAAGAACGCUAGUGUCUGCAUACAAGUGUGA
This is a messenger RNA of Cryptomeria japonica (Japanese cedar), 414 nucleotides long. Its product is annotated as probable truncated L-gulonolactone oxidase 7, mitochondrial. The record is from RefSeq and is a predicted model, not a curated record. The transcript has 2 exons. The coding region runs from base 1 to 414 and encodes 137 amino acids. NCBI's taxonomy places the organism in Eukaryota, Viridiplantae, Streptophyta, Pinopsida, Cupressales, Cupressaceae.